AUGUCGAUCCUUACUCCUACCCAACAACCUGCCUCUUCUACCUCCGACCAGGAUCCCUCAACCACCAUGGGUCCUGCAGAUGAGCUCCUUGACCUGCAGCGGCAUCAGCUGGUCACGCAGCUGCUAAGUGCUAUGGAAGAGCCUGAAACCACUUCGGCUACUAGCCCAAUCAUGGACUUGUCGGACGCCGUGUACAGAUUUGAUCCUUUUAGCGAAGAGGCGGCCAAGUAUGACAGCGAUAAGAAUGACGACCUGAUCAACCAGAUCAAUUGGGAAGACCCUUCCUCCUUUUUCGAGAACCUGAACCUGCCCCGACCGCUGUCUUAUCCGAGUGCAGAUGAGGUCCGCAAAGAGAGCUACGAGAGAUCCACUAAGGUCUUGUCGGCCUGGGAAUCUCUGAGCAAGAUUGUUGAACGUCAUGAAGACCGCAUCCAGAAGCGAUGGCGCCAGAAAUCGCAGCCUAAGCGCCGCCAGGUCCUUCUCGCCAUUUGGCCGGAUGUGCCCAAGAUGCAUCGUCCUGAUUUCCAUGCCUUCAAGAGAGGUCUGCGGGAGGAGGCGCGAGACUCCUAUCUCUGGCCUUAUAUCAACCUGGAGGACUUGGAAAAGCCAAGACCCUUGCUUUUGUUCCUCAAUGCCCGUGGCCGCCAGCACCCGCGCAGUUUCGUGCACGCCGAUUUCAAUGCCCAGGAUCUUGGCCAUGGCUCCGGCGUGGUGAGAAGCGCCUUUCUCAACCUGCAUACGAUGAUGUUUACCGGAGGAACCACCCCGGAAACAUACGGAAGGCUGAUACCCUGGGGCGAGAGCAUGGACAACGAGGCGAUGAGAUGGGCGUCUAAUGGGCAAGGAUUCCACCCUGGGUUUGGUUUGCUGGCCCUGGAAAUCCAACAGCGACUGUAUGAGUUUCUUCUGGAGUGCUGCUACCAACUGCUUCAUGACAUUCCUCGGGAAUCUCUGAUUGCCGAUUUCCCGGUGCUCCCGGAGCUCACGGUCAAAGACGAGGGUGAUUGGACUUCACUAACCGCCAUUGCGGGGGACGCACCUUAUCGUCUUCCGGCCAGCCUGGACCUGCAAUCGCUUGAGGAUCUGGUCGAUGCGAAAUACUCUGCGGCAGAGGACCAUCUCUUAGCACUACGCGAAGACCCUGGAUACUUUGCCGAUGUUGUGAAUCACUAUCGGGAGCACCGCCAGGAGAUUCUUCGAGAUACCAACGGAAAACUUCAUCCAACCCUGAAUCCGUACCCUCAUACUCUGUUCUGGAAUCGUGUUCUGCAGAAUGUGGUCGCGGAAGCUUAUCUAGGCCUCGAAACAUGGGACAGUCUUCGCGCGCUUCUCACCAACCUGCGUCAACUUCAAUCCAAAUAUGCGGACCGCAUUUCUCCAGAAAAGGAUCUCCCGAAGGAGUUCUACGAUGAACUCGUCAAAGUUCGUUACUUCCUCGAGCAACUUACCUCCGGCCCGGUUGGUCAACUGAAAGCUGCCGUCCCUGCCUCCCCACCGUUGCGAUCGCUAUUUGAACGAGAACCCCAAAUUCCCGGAACCUCGAAAAUGCGAGUGUCGUCGCGGCCGCACCGAACCAUGACCGAUGCUCAAAGCGAGCUGCUGUGGAUACUCGAAACUCUUUGGGGCGAUAGUCGGAUCUUACAACUUGCUGGUCGAAAGACUCUCAUGGAUAUACUCGAUCGUCUGGUUCAAAGUGACCCGAAGAAUCGCGACCUGAUUUCUUCACGAGUUGCUAUUAUUGUUUCCGACCUGUCUGUCCUCUCUGAAUGUCUGUACCAGAUCGAACUUUAUCAUCCUUCGGCGGCAACAUUCGAAAGUGGCUUCGCCGGCCGAUCAGAGGAGAUAAGAAAAGCAUACGCCGCCAUGGUCAGAGGCUGGGAGAAAUUCCUCAUUCCUUUUGAAGGUACCCGUCUCGGAGAUAUCGGUGCGCCAGAAAAGGAUCUUUUCUAUUACCCUGUUGAAAAACGACGGAAUAAACAGAAUGUCGAACUCAUGCAAUUUGCGGAGCGGAAUUUGGACGCCUUCUGGGCCGUUGUCGACAGACAUAUACCCGUGAAGCGCGGAAUAACACGACGCAACGCGACCUAUCUCGCGCUUUCCCGGAUUUCCGGAAAGCUUCAGAGAACGGCGGAUUGGGUCGAGCCGGCCAAGAAACCAUCGCAGAAGAAACCAUUCGAUCAAAACGUUGCAGAUCGUCAAUUUGAACUGGAGUACCGCAGCGAGAAAACCACUGACUCAUCCGCACCCACAGGGCCCAAAAAGAAACAGAAAGCUCGCGGAAAGGCCGCUGUUUCUGAAACCCCCGUCGAACCAGAACCAGGACUCCCACCGCAGGUCGAUACCCAGCCCACCUUCCACGUCGACAAACGAUCUUUGAAAGUUUUCCCGACGCUGUUCUUCCAGCCGUCGCAAACCGCUCAGCCAGGAGAGGUUGCCCGGAAUGACUUCCUUUACGCUAUGGGUGGUACCGCAUUUUCUGUACAAAAGCUGUACGGUUCGGUGUGGCAGUUUACUCCGAGGAAUUUGGACGUCGAGCGCAGCAUUCAGUUCCACGAACCGCAUCCUGUCGCUAAGAUCCCUUUCCAAUAUGCGAGGCGGAUUGGACGACGGUUGAGUCGGACUUAUGGUUGGCAUGGAGGGAUGUUUCCUCCUGUUUAG
Messenger RNA from Aspergillus steynii IBT 23096, 2658 nucleotides. RefSeq lists its product as uncharacterized. The record is from RefSeq and is a predicted model, not a curated record. Bases 1 to 2658 code for a protein of 885 amino acids. NCBI's taxonomy places the organism in Eukaryota, Fungi, Ascomycota, Eurotiomycetes, Eurotiales, Aspergillaceae. The transcript is spliced from 2 exons.